AUGACACGUGGGAUUCUUUCCAGUGAGUCCGACAAAACCCAGGAGCCACUUCCUUUCCAGUACCACAAUGGCCCUCUUCUCUUUGGAAAAAUCUCCAUUAACCUGAUAUGGUACGAAAACUUCAAGCCAUCCCAACGAGCCAUUGUCUCCGACUUCAUUACCUCCCUUACUUCUCCAUCUUCUUCCAAACCCAGCACAGACCAGCCAUCAGUCAACAUGUGGUGGAAGACCAUCGAAACCUACCAGCGCCUUGCCAACUCCGACUCCAAGAAACCUUCGUCCCUCUCCAUCUCAUUAGGAGCCGAGUUCAUCGACGAGGCCUACUCUCUCAUAAAAACGUUGACAAGUAAACACAUCAUGCGCCUGGCCUCCAAGGGCGGUCAAAAGGAUGCCAUCAACGUUGUUUUGACUGCCGAUGACGUUGCCGACAACAAAUUGAGAGGAAAUAUAAAGAGCUCCAAGUUCGCUUACAUCUGGGUCGGAAACUUAGAGACCCAGUGCCCAGGUCAAUGCGCAUGGCCGUUCCACCAGCCCAUUUACGGACCACAAGCACAGCCACUGAUUGCUCCAAACAACGACGUGGGUCUUGACGGAGUGAUCAUCAACCUGACUAGCCUUUUGGCUGGAACCGCAAUGAACCCGUUCGGAAAUGGGUACUUCCAAGGGCCGAAGGAGGCUCCACUAGAGGCGGGUUCGGCUUGUCCCAGUACUUUUGGGAAGGGGGCCUACCCUGGAUAUGCCGGUGAUCUCUUGGUUGACCCCACAACUGGUGCCAGCUACAAUGCUCACGGCGGCAAUGGAAGGAAGUACUUGCUUCCGGCUCUGUUUGACCCUUCCACCUCCACUUGUUCUACCUUGGUUUGAUCAGCUUGAGAUACGAAUUAAGAGCAUUUGGAGGUGUUAUAUGAUAUGAUAUGAUGUGCCUAAUACUUGUUA
Humulus lupulus (European hop) is the source of this 936-nucleotide messenger RNA. Its product is annotated as protein PHOSPHATE-INDUCED 1-like. Lineage: Eukaryota; Viridiplantae; Streptophyta; Magnoliopsida; Rosales; Cannabaceae. The record is from RefSeq and is a predicted model, not a curated record. The transcript has a single exon. The coding region runs from base 1 to 864 and encodes 287 amino acids.